GAAUGUGCCUCUCCAGUGUGUCAGUGUUCAUAUCUUCCUGUGUCAUGGCUUGAAUUUUAUAAGUAGUCACAUUCCAGUGUGGGAAACCACAGGUACGAGAUAAGCCGAAGAGAAAGGUAAGGAGAAAUGAGAUGAGAAAGACAGAGAGAGGUGAGGAAAGGAGAAGAGCGCCCCAAUAAGGAGACGAUGGGGGUCCAACACUGCUGUUUGCUGCUUUUGCUUGUGGGCUGCCAUGAAUGGAUUACAGGUGCCGUGAGUAGCAUCAGUCCUUACAUAAAGUAUUACGAGGGCUUGUCUUAUGACAGGGAAGAUCUUCACAGGAGGCACUUGAGAGCCAAGAGAGCCACACAAUCUCAGGACUAUACACUGCAUUUGAAUUUUACUGCUUUUCACAGGACUUUCCACCUGCUUUUGAGGCAAAACAGUGCAGUAUUUUCCAAAGACUUUACACUGGUCAGUGAAAAUGAUUCAACGUAUGUUGAUCUUUUCCACAUCUACUCAGGAAUACUAGAAGGUGAACCUGCCUCCGCCUGCCAUGGCUCUGUGUUACAGGGACAGUUUGAGGGAACUAUCCAUACAGAAAAUGGGACUUAUCACAUAGAGCCAUCUGACAGAUACACCAGCAGUCCAGCAGACCACCACUCGAUAAUCUACCGUGAGGACGACAUGGCUCUGUCAUACAUGACGUCUGCCCCCGAUGGAUUCUGUGCUGCAAAAACUCUAAACGUCCUCCUCGCCCAAAACCUCAGAUCCAGUCAGGAGGCACCAGUGAGCCGGGCGAGGAGAACUCUGGAUGAGUCAAAGACCACCUGCCUCCUCCACGUUCGUGCUGACUACCUCUACUACAAAAGAUUCAAGUCUGUCGAAGCUGUUGUGGCUCAGGUCGCCUCGUACAUCCGGGCUGUGAAUGACAUCUACGACAAGGUGGACUUCAGUGGAAUCCAGUUGAUCAACUUUAAAGUCAAGUCCCUCAGAGUGAUGACAGAAGAGGAUAAAAAUGACCCGCUGUCUCCUCUGUACAUCGGCCCCGAGAAGCUGCUAAGUCUGUACUCGGAGAACAACUGGGGCAACUUCUGCCUGUCCUACCUGCUCACUGACAGAGACUACAGUGGAGUGCUGGGGCUUGCCUGGGAAGGCAAAGCCGGAAACUGGGGAGGAGUGUGUUCAAAGCCUGCGACCCUCAAAAACGGUGUUAACUGCACCCUGAACACAGGUCUGGUCACAAUUCAGAACUACGGACAGUUUCUGCCUCCUCGACGAGUCCAGCUGACUUUGGCACACGAGCUCGGCCACAGCCUUGGAUCUCCGCACGAUGAGGGCGCUAACUGCGGGAACCUCGGCUCCGAUGUCGGUAAAGGCAGGUACCUGAUGUUUCCUUACGCCACAGACGGGGCGCGUGAAAACAACGAUAAAUUCUCACCCUGCAGCAUCAAACACGUUAGCAACAUCCUGAAGCUGAAGAAAGAUGACUGCUUCACGGUCAGUGAUCAGCCCAUCUGUGGAAACCAGAUCAUAGAGGAAGGUGAGGAGUGUGAUGUCGGUAACAAAGAUACAGAUCUCUGCUGCUACAGUGCUAAAGAGCCUGUAGGAAUCCAGUGUCACCUCAAGCCUGGUAAAAUCUGCAGUCCAAGUCAGGGCCUGUGUUGUGGUCAGAAUUGCGAGUUUAAGCCAGAGGGUCAGAGGUGCGACGAGGAGACAGACUGCCAGAAAGCGAGCGUGUGCUCAGGACUCUCCCCGCUCUGCCCCAAGCCAGCUGCCAAGGAAAACCUCACUGUGUGCAGUCAGGGCACGCGUGUCUGCCUGAAUGGGGUCUGCACUGGCUCGGUUUGUGUGAAGCACCGCCUGGAGAAGUGCGACUGUCCCGGAGACUCCAUGAGGGAGAAAUGCCACAUGUGCUGCCAGAAGCCUGAUCAGCCUGAGACUUGUGCAAGCACCACAUCGUCUGUUCUGUCCGAUCACUUCCACAAAAAAGUGUUGCCCCUGGUGGGUGGUGCGCCGUGCUCUGGAAACCGUGGAUACUGCGACAAAUUUCACGUAUGCCGCAUCCUCGAUGCAGACGGCCCCAUCGCGAGACUGAAGAACUCCUUUCUUCAUUUGGAUGACUUCGACGACGUGGGAGAGUGGAUGAAGGCUCACUGGUGGGCCAUCCUGCUGGCUAUCCUGACGCUGUCUGGAGUCAUGGGCUGCACAGUCUGCCUCUGCAGCAUUAAACUGGACACACGUAACUUGGAGUGACUUUUUAUCCCUGAAGACUCUUGAAUAAACGUCCUUUACCUGAGAUCUUCAGGUGCCACGUCGAGGAGGAUUCAUCAGCUUUGUUCAACUGCCCAAAAACUCAGCCAUGUUCACCGAUGUCUUUGUGUAACUCUUCACAUUUAGGAAAGACGCAAGAGUCUCCUGUGAUGUAUGUGUUGUGGAAAAUGUUGCUUCUUCUGCUGCCAAAUGUGGAUCAGUCAGCUGCCCCUCAGAAAGCUGAAGCACCGCUGCAAUGUAAAGCCAUCUGUCACUACAAAGCCUUAAAUGCACGGAGCAUGUUUAAGACACUAAUUUCAGCUAUGAGGAGCAUCCAGCUUUCCAUCUCAACCAUAGCAACACCUGCAACUGAAGGGUCUGCGUGUACAUAGAGUUUGACGGUACUUUCUUUCAGUAGAUACUAUUUUGCAAAUCUUUGGGCAAAUACUGUGUUUUACUCCGCUACAUUUAUCUUCAAUCUUCUUAACAACCUACAUAACAGUUUAGAAUAAGAUAUAAAACAAACUUAUCUACGAGGUCAAACCAGCAAGUUCCAACCUUUGUGGUCCUGUAAGGAACCAAAGUGUGGUUAAACUAAAGCUGACGCUGCAGUUUACGGUGUCCUUACUCAGCAUAUCUUUGGGGUCACCUUGACACAUGUAGCCAAACACGUGUCACAACACCACAAUUACAAGGACUUGCAGAAACAACACCGCUCGCUGGGCUCAAUCCAGGACUGCUUGCACUUUUAUAUCAGAAACAGUUGUGAGUGUUUAAAUUGUUAAAACUGUUUAGAUCAAACACACUUUGAUAAUAUUUUUUAACGGACCAA
Haplochromis burtoni (Burton's mouthbrooder) is the source of this 3064-nucleotide messenger RNA. Its product is annotated as disintegrin and metalloproteinase domain-containing protein 10. Lineage: Eukaryota; Metazoa; Chordata; Actinopteri; Cichliformes; Cichlidae. The record is from RefSeq and is a predicted model, not a curated record. Gene Ontology annotation, cellular component: plasma membrane. The transcript has 15 exons. Gene Ontology annotation, molecular function: metalloendopeptidase activity. Bases 187 to 2235 code for a protein of 682 amino acids. Gene Ontology annotation, biological process: membrane protein ectodomain proteolysis; Notch signaling pathway.